AUGCGGCGAUUUACGGCACGAAACGUGGCACUCUUGGCGCGUACUCAAAGUCACAAGUUUCAAGGCUCAUCGAUGCGUCAAGCACUGAUUCUCAGCGGCUUAAGUCUAUCGGUGCUGGUCUUCGCUAAUGAUGAGCUAACGGACGGAAGAGCUGCGCGCUUGGAGGCGCAGUGCGAUGCCCGGUACGCCCCUCCCGCAGUGGACGAUGGCGCCUUUUCCGUACCGCUCGAGCGCGAGGAGUUUGUGUCCGUCGCCAAGUCGCGUGUUUCAAGGAUCAGCAGUGCAUCGUACAAGGCCAAUUUUCCGAUUGAAGACAAGUACGCGGUGGAGACGACGGACUCUGGAGACGUGUUUGCGGCCGUAUUGGAUGGCCAUGGUGGAUGGCAGGUCUCUGAGUAUGCGAAGAAAACGCUAAUUGGCAACGUACAGAAGGAGUUCUCGUAUCUACACAAGCCGGGAACAAACGAGCCGGCUGAAGGCGACAAGCCAGCAGUUGCGAAUGCAAGCGUGGCUGCUGCUAUCCAGCGUGCCUUCGGACGCACUGAUCGCGACCUUAUGGCAGAGGUGGCUUCGGCUUUUAAGCUAGGCUUUGGAGCCGUAGCGCGGUGUGGAUCUUGCGGAUGCCUGGCUUACGUGCAUGAAGGCACCGUCUACGUUGCUAACGCUGGUGACAUUCGCGCGGUAUUGGGGAAACUUGGAGAGGAUGCUGCCACGAUUGUGGCCAAACCACUUAGUAACGACCAAAACGCCAUGGUGAAGUUCGAGCAAGAAAAGCUCGUCAAGGAGCACCCGGAUGAGGCAAACGUAUUCACGUGUCGACACCCGGACUCGUGCUACGUAAAGGGUGCGCUGCAGCCCACGCGUGCGUUUGGUGACUUCUCGCUUAAGUACUCGGAGUUUAACGGUCCGCCUUACACGAAUGGCGAUCGCACUGCCGGUCGCCACUUUUCAGCACCUUUCACUCCGCCUUACAUCACGGCUAUCCCCGAAAUUACGUCGCACCAGCUGGAUAGUAGCGACAAGUUCCUCAUUAUCGGCUCGGAUGGGCUGUGGGACCAUCUUAGCAAUGAAGAGGCUGUGGAUAUCGUGAAUGGACAUGCUUCAUGCGGAAACCAUGAUCUCGCUGGACGUGCACUGGUCGAACGUGUGCUACAGAAAGCGGCGAAGCGCUACGAGAUGGGGUACCAAGAACUGCUGAGCCUGCCACCCGGGGUUAAUCGUCGCCGUCGCCACGAUGACACAACUGUAGUGGUUCUGUUCUUUGACUAG
Molecule: messenger RNA, 1269 nt
Organism: Peronospora matthiolae
Lineage: Eukaryota; Oomycota; Peronosporomycetes; Peronosporales; Peronosporaceae
Source: the annotation of a GenBank genome assembly